UCUACCACAGCUUGUAAAUUCGUUUGGAACAAUGGCCCUUAAGAUUUUCGUUGCAUUCACAUGUUGCCUGGUACUGGCUGUGGUUACUGCCUCACCAUAUGGACAUCAUGACCACGGUCAUGAGGAUCAUAGCGCUUCCAGUCACGCCUCUGUACAUUUGGUCUCACAUGACGAUCAUCAGGACCAUCACGAUCAUCAUGGACAUGGACAUGGAGAUGAUGAUGGUCAUGACUCGCAUGCUGAAUACAAAUUUAGCUAUGGCGUUAAGGACAAGAAAACAGGCGAUGUGAAAGAGCACAGCGAGCAUAGGGAUGGUCAUAAAGUAACCGGACACUACGAGUUGCUCGAAGCGGAUGGUCAUAAGCGAACUGUCCACUAUACAGCUGAUAAGCACAGCGGUUUCCAUGCUGUUGUACAUCGCGAACCCACACACCAUCACGUUCCUGACCAUGGCCACACCAGCUACUAUGGUGGGCACGCAGAGGUCGAAUCCCACGAUGGCGGACAAGAUGAAGGACAUGGUCAUGGUCAUGGUCACGGUCAUGGUCACUCCAGUAGUUUCUCCCUUAAGCAGGAACAUGGUGUUGCUUUCCAUCAUCAUGGCGGAGACGAGGGUGGACAUGGUCAUGGUCAUUAAAGGGCUGAAUUAAGAUUAAUUGAAUAUGACGAUUAUGAACUGACAUUUGUUUUUUGUUG
This is a messenger RNA of Ceratitis capitata (Mediterranean fruit fly), 696 nucleotides long. RefSeq names its product histidine-rich glycoprotein. Gene Ontology annotation, cellular component: extracellular matrix. NCBI's taxonomy places the organism in Eukaryota, Metazoa, Arthropoda, Insecta, Diptera, Tephritidae. The coding region runs from base 32 to 637 and encodes 201 amino acids. The record is from RefSeq and is a predicted model, not a curated record. The transcript has 2 exons.